UUCAGUGUGUUAACUGCAGCGCUGCGGGGUUUUCAUGCUCAACAGUUUCCUGUGGGUUUCAAGAAUGGUCCACCACCCAAAGGACAUCCAGCCAACUUGACACAACUGUGGAUAGCAUUGGAGUCAACAUUAGUCAGCAUCCCUGUGGAACGCUUUCAACGCCUUGUAGAGUCCAUACCCUGACGAAUUGAGGCUGUUCUGGCGGCAAAAUCCCAAAGAAGUUGCUGCUGCAAGAGCCCAACCCCAGAGUGGCAGUGUACCCCCCGUCACCCAGUGCCCAUGACACAAACGUGGUUGGAGACAGCGCCCUCCUUGAUGGGACCUCGGUCAUAACUUUGGAUUCUUUGCUCUCAGGAAAGAAGAAGCGCGGGAGGGAGUUUGGGUCCUACUCUGGGGAGGUGAAGACAAAUGAGGGAGGAGUGGAGGACAAAGCCGCCCGGCCGCCGGACAUGAACCCUGUGAUCAAUGCUACAACGGGCAGCGCCGACAUGUCCCUUAUCAGUAGCUCACUGGCAGCCUACAACUAUAUAGCAGACCACCCAGAGCGAGCGGCGCUCUACUUUGUGUGCGGCGUGUGCCUGGGCCUCUUCCUCACCCUGUUUGCUCUGGUGGUCCAGAUCUCGUGCCGCACCGACUGCCAGCCUCGCCGCCGCUGCCCCGGCACCACCGCCAAGAACCGCCUGCGGCCCACCGACUCCUCAUCGGACUCCAGCGACUCAGACUCAGACUGGGAAACCGCGUCGGAUCUGUCCGCCCGCCGCCACCGCCGCUUCGAGCGCACGCUCAACAUGAGCGUGUUCACGUCUGCGGAAGAGCUGGAACGGGCACAGCGGCUGGAGGAGAGGGAGAGGAUCAUACGAGAGAUCUGGAUGAACGGUCAACCCGACAUACCCGGGACGCGUAGCCUCAACCGCUAUUAUUGAGGCAAGAACGUAAAUGAACCACUACUAGAUCUAGAUGAACCCGGGACGCGGAGCCUCAACCUCUAUUAUUGAGGACCGUAAAUGAACCGCUACUAGAUCUAGAAAGGGGGCUGUGAAGGUUGGAGUGCAGUACUUGAGAUGGGAUGUGUAGGACCACAAAUGCACCACUAGGGUUUGGGGAUGGGGGGAAGGGACCCCACCACCGGACCUGAUUUUCGGAGGUGUGCAUGAUCACAAUAGGACCACUUUGGACUGCAAGGGUUUGGGAACCACACGAUGGAAGACAGUGACGCUUGCAGACCAGGAAGGAUAAAUAUCCCCCUCUGUCUGUCUGUCAGUCUGUGUCCGUGUGGGCGCUGUAAAGCAAAAAAAAACUCUGUUAAUGCAGUGAGAAUAAGCUCCUACUUCUCAGCAUGGUAAGCUUGACCCGGAGCCUGCCUCUCAUUGGUGGAGGCUGAAGGUGAAAGGUCAGCUAACUGCACUGCCUCACAUUUUACCUCAUCGCACCCUCCUGAAGUGGAGGAUCUUGAGAUACUGAGACUGUGAAGCCUGAAAGGUCAAAGGUGACUUAAGGACAGUAGCCAAUGUUACUCCAGUGUUGCCUAGUGGAAAUUGAGAAUUGGGCAAAUCUGAAAGCGUGCAGCUUGCUUUAUGCUCACUCACCCUCCAGUAUUCAAAUGGUCGAAUGGCUUUAGGAGAGGCAUAAUACUUACAGUUAUAAGGACAUCAAGACACUCAAAGUGAAACGGACAGCGUUACACAAAGUGGAACUUACAGCGUAACACUUACAGUAAAAUUGGACAGUGGGACAGUUGACCAACAACGUUACAAUCUUUAAGAGGAAAAUGACCGCGGUCAACCAACGCUGUGUUUUGAACUUUGAACCCAAAAUGUGUUUUUUGAAAUUCUUCUCAAACAUUUUAUGAAAUCUAAUUUUAUAUAAUAUUUAAUAGUUGUACUGUUGUGUAUUUUUUUCUUUACGGUCAUUAUUAUGAGAUAUUUUUAUACUGCGGUUAUCAAAACUUGUCUGGCACCUCAGGGAUGCAAUCCUAGGGGAGUCCAAAAUGGCACCCUGUUUCCUUUAUAGUGCUCUACUUUUGGCUAGAACCUUAUAAGGGUCUGGCAAAUCUCUGGCUAAAAUUAGUGCACAACAUAGGGAAUAGGGUGCAGUUUUGGAUGUAGCCCCUAUUGUUUCUGUGUAUGGUAGUUUCUAUUUGCUUCUUAAGAAGAGGAUUGGGGCCCGAAUUCAUUAAGCUUCUCAUUGUAGGAGUGCUGAUCUAGGAUCAGGUCCCCCAUGUCCAUGUCAUCUGAUUCAUUAUGAUAUUAAAGGCAAAACUGAUCCUAGAUCAGCAGCAGCACCUAUACAAUACUCCAGAUGUGUCAGCAUUUGAGCAUUGGGCCAGUAACCGAAAGGUUGCUGUAUCGAAUCCCCGAGCUGACAAGGUAAAAAUCUGUCGUUCUGCCCCUGAGCAAGGAAGUUAACCCACUGUUCCCCGGGUGCCGAAGACGUGGAUGUUGAUUAUGGCAGCCUCGCGCACCUCUCUGAUUCAGAGGGGUUGGGUUUCAAUGCGGAAGACAUUUCAGUUGAAUGCAUUUAGUUGUACAACUGACUAGGUAUCCCCCUUUCCCAUUUAUAAAAUAAAAAAACACCAUGUAAAACACCUCGAAGAGGUCAAGCGAUUUAAUAAGCUUAUUUUUUUAUAUGUUUUUAUAUGCACAGUGCAGUGCCCUACCUGGCAACAGGAUGUCUAUUGGUGGAAAGGGUAACCCAGUCAAGCUGUUAUAUUAGAAUCGAUCAAUCAAUUGCAAUAAUCUUUUUCUCACUUUGUCAAACAGGCUUGUGUGUGUGUUGUCUACAUGAAAAUGGCGAGGCUGGCCCUGGAUCAGUUUUGUCAUGCCAGAGGCCAUAGGACUUGUCAAGACAGCACAAAAAGAUGGGCUAUCUGUCAGGUAUUAUUGUAACGAUCAUGUUGUUAAUAAUAUAAGCUAUUAUCAAUACAGUCCAGUUGUGAACCGUAGGAAUCAUGGUUUAUCAUAAGAAGUUUGGGAUUUUCUUGACUGGGAGGUGAAAUGAGAAGGCAGGGAAGAAUCUUCACUCCAACUGCAAUCCUUUAUGUUUUUUUUUAUUGAAAAAUAUUGUGUUUCAAUUUGAAUGGGACAGCAAAUAUGCCAAUACAAUAGCUGGUAAGUGAGACCAAAAUAUGACUCCUGUGCUUGGAAUAAACUGUGUUGAAAGUAA
Messenger RNA from Salvelinus fontinalis (brook trout), 3162 nucleotides. Its product is annotated as protein eva-1 homolog A-like. Lineage: Eukaryota; Metazoa; Chordata; Actinopteri; Salmoniformes; Salmonidae. The record is from RefSeq and is a predicted model, not a curated record. Bases 450 to 923 code for a protein of 157 amino acids. The transcript is spliced from 4 exons.